Coccinella septempunctata (seven-spotted ladybird) is the source of this 9724-nucleotide messenger RNA. RefSeq names its product E3 ubiquitin-protein ligase UBR5 (gene hyd). NCBI's taxonomy places the organism in Eukaryota, Metazoa, Arthropoda, Insecta, Coleoptera, Coccinellidae. Gene Ontology annotation, cellular component: nucleus. The transcript has 39 exons. Gene Ontology annotation, biological process: DNA damage response; regulation of double-strand break repair; protein polyubiquitination. Bases 138 to 8993 code for a protein of 2951 amino acids. The record is from RefSeq and is a predicted model, not a curated record. Gene Ontology annotation, molecular function: ubiquitin binding; zinc ion binding; RNA binding.
CAUUUUACUUUGAGAUUUUUAGACGUUAGGCAACAUGGCGCAGAGCUUUGUAUAAGCAUGCGGAUAAUGUUGAAAUUUGAGCUGAUAAAACAGAAUUUUCUCAUAUAAAAGUUAUUUAUUUCUAAUAAAGAAUACCAAUGGCAUCUUUGCAGUAUGUAGUUCACCCUCUCCCUGGAAGUGAUGAACAAUUUAAUGACAGAUUGAAGGAUGUAGCUGAUCGAAUAAACCGUUUAGGACUGAAUUCUCAUUCUGGUCUUUCAUGUCUGAGAUCAGGAAUUAAACGAAUCUGUAUUGGGCCUUCACAUAUAGGACUUUUAUUAGAUGAUGGAAGAGUUUGUCGACUAUCAUAUAAUGUUUUAUCUGACAGGUUGGACUUGACGAAAAAUGAUGGAAAUAAAAGCAGUGGUGGUGCAGGAACGGGUGGUUCAGGUGGAAGUGGUGGACAAGGAAGUGGAGGUUCCAACAAACCACCUAGCACGGGACGGGGAAUGAGAACAAGGGCUAGAAUUAUGCGCUCAAACACCGCCAUAAGAGGGGCGAAUAACAGUGGGAGCCGUAGUGCGCCUGUUAUUAUUGGGACUAGUACAUCAAGUAGUGGUCGUCCAUUGGUCACUGUACCAGCCCCAUAUGUCCCUGAGGAGUUGGUAUCGCAGGCACAAGUUGUUUUGCAAGGCAAGAGCAGAAAUUUGAUAAUAAGAGAACUCCAGAGAACUAAUCUCGAUGUUAACCUUGCUGUGAACAAUCUACUUUCAAGAGAUGAUGAAGAAGGUGAAGAGGGCGAUGACGCAACAGACUCAUAUGUUCCAGAAGAUCUUAUAUCAUUAUUAGAUGGUGGUUUCCAUCCUGAUCAUUCUGUGAUCAUUGAUGCUGAUGCUAUGUUCUCAGAGGAUAUGUUUGGCUAUUCUGGCAUCAGGAACUUCCUUAACAGUCGUGGUAGCAGUAGAGGUAGAUUGGCAGACAGAGAUGCCCCUUUGUCAAACAGUGGUGGAUCAGAUCGUGACAGAGAAAAUUUUUCCCGUUGGCGAGACAGGCAGUAUUGUGGACCAAGGAGGUGGUUAGAGACGGCCCUUCGAGACAAUCCGUACGAAAAAGAUUCAGAGCACAAGAAAAAGGAUAGUGCCUGUCCAUUAUGGUUGUCUGAUGAUUUGGAGUUCUGGCCAGAACCUGCACCAAAAUUCAUUCAAAUAGCUUCACUUUACAGUGAACUUAUCGCUUUGUCAUCAAGCGGUCAGGUCUAUCAGUGGAGAUGGCAUGAUUCCGAACCAUACAAACAUCCUGAGAAUCCAUACAUCCAUCAUCCCAAAACGAUUCCAAUGGGGUUAACCAGCGAGAAAGUGGUUCAUUUAUCCGCCUGCUCAACAAGGUGUUCAGUUUCAACAGAAUCUGGGAAGACGGCUACCUGGCUUGAUGAAACUCUUGUGUCUGCAUCAUCCAAAUUAGAACAUUCAGCACAGGUCUUCAGUGAAUUUCAGAAUGACAGAAUUGUAUCUCUUCAUACAUGUACGUUGUAUACCGUUGCAAAAUGCGAGAGUGGUGCAUUGUAUUGGUGGGGAGUGCUUCCAUUUUCUCAAAGGAAAAGGUUGUGGGAAAAGUUCAGAGCGAAAUGCCGAAAACAGAGGCCAUCUAACAGUCAGUCUGAGAUCACUACCGGUUCUCAAGUUUGUAUGAAGAACAGUCCGAUGUACCAGCCAGGGGCAAUAGGAUUCACAGUAGCGGCCGGAACUCCGAAAGUUGGCCAGUUGCAGAACGCUGCUUGGACACUCAGCGAUACCUGCACAUUCAAAAUCUUACACAAUCAAUCGACCAACCAAGGAGGACCCGAUAAAUCGACUCGAGAAACUUCCGCUCCUUCUAGUAGCAGCAUAGCAAGUGCAUCUAAGUCAAACUCGAAUAAAGAAAACACAGAUAGACUUGAUAUGCCCCCACCACCUUCUCCUGCGUCAAGUACUUGCAGUGACACAGGAAGUAUUACAAAUAGUCAUAAAAGACAAAAACGUAACACCCAGUGUGGAUCAGACUCUAACAGCGAACCUAAAAAAGAUGAAGAAGAAUGGCUGUUGCGAGAUGUCAUUUUUGUGGAAGAUGUCAGGAGUGUUCCGACUGGACGAGUUCUUAAAGUCGAUGGAGCUUAUGCUGCUGUAAGGUUUCCUUCGACACAUAAUAAAGACAGAGAGAGGGAUCCCAAAGAAUUGGAUGAUAUUUUCCAAGACUGCAGGUUGAUGAGAAAAGAUGAUUUACAGGUCAUCAAAUCAGGUUCAACAUCUAGAGCUCCAGACUGUUUCCAGAAGACUCCUCGAAGGGUACAAAUUCCUGAGAAUGGCUCACAAAUUUUGACAAUUGCCGUCGAUCCCCAAGGCAUUCAUGCUGUUGUACAAAACGGUCUGAAGUUGAGCUAUGUCAUGUACAAUAUUAGCAGUGGACGAGUUGAGCUUGAUAAUCCUUUUCCAAGUGAUACAGCAUCGUUCAUGGGACUUUAUCCAUCUUUAAUCAAUCUCAGCUGCGCAGGAGAGAGCUCUGAGUCCGUUUUGAUUUUGCGGGAUGGCAACAACACAAUCUACCCGCUAGCCAAAGACUGCGCAGAAGCUAUCAAGGAUCCACAAUGUUUAGAUCUUCCACCUGUGAAAUGUGUUGCCGCAAGUACAUUGUCCCUUCCUGGCACAUCUUCAAAUAUGAAGAACCAAGUGGCAGUGAUAGUGUUUGCUUUGGAACAUCAGUUACUCCUUCCAAAAAUUCUCAGAUGUGAUUUGAGUUCAGUCUUACAUAUCCUUGCCCAAUUAGACUCGGACAUAAAGAGCAGUGCACAUACUGUAGCUUCCAUCUUGAGUGAAAGGUGUGAUGGCAAUAGGAAUAUAUUUCAUGCUGUUGUCAAUAUGUGUACUCCUACUUCAAAUAAGGAUGUAGAAAAUGACAUCGCACGAGCUGCGUCAAAUUCAAAUACCGGAGGGUUGGACUCGAUAAUACCAACAGGUUCGAGCUCGCGUAAUGCUCAUUCGUCUUCGUCCGUGAGUCUUCGAGAUAUGAUGCGUAGGGCAGCGCGCGCGGAAUCCCUCAACAACACUAACAGCGCCCCAGCAGAUCAGCAAGGCGGAUCUUUCGGUCAAGGUGAACCAAUUCCAACCCACAGCUGGCCUCCAGAAUCUUUCGAUCCGCUGUCCCUGAUGCCCUCAGAGGACGAGGAUAGUAUUUUGGGCUCUAACAGCGCUCAGGCCCAGAAUAAAACUGGCACACUCCCGAACUGCGGUCAAACGUCUAACAACUCUGUUGUAGAUCCCGCGGAGAGGAGAUCCAAUGCUCUACAAAUUUUACAUGUGCUCCUCAACGAAUGUGCAGCCCUCGAGCCCCAUAUCAUCGAGUUGCUGUCCGCCAAGGAUGCUCAAGGACAAACACCUUUUAUGCUUGCUGUAUCCUCCCGAAGCUAUCCUGCAGCUUUAAAUAUAUUUGAAAGGAUCAAGAAAUGUUCCAAUGUACAAGAAAGGAAUGAAAUGAUAUUCCCUAAAGGAUCCAAUGCGGAUCAUUCACCCUUACAUGUGUUGUGUUGUAACGAUACAUGCAGUUUUACCUGGACUGGAGCAGAACAUAUAAAUCAGGACAUUUUUGAAUGCAGAACUUGUGGUUUAACCGGAACUCUGUGUUGUUGCACAGAAUGUGCAAGGGUAUGUCAUAAAGGUCACGAUUGUAAACUCAAGAGGACCUCUCCUACGGCUUAUUGUGACUGUUGGGAAAAAUGUAAAUGCAAAGCCUUAAUCAUGGGGAACCAAUCUGGACGGUUUGAAUUACUUCAAAAAUUGGUAAAGGAAACCAAUUUAGUUUGUCAACCAAAUUCAAGAGGUGAAAGUAUUCUUCUAUUUCUUGUACAAACAGUUGGUCGCCAGAAUCAAGAACAAAGACAAUUCAGACACUCCAGACCCAGAGCCCCAUCUUCUAAUUCUAGAAACAAAACCCCAUCUUCUGACAUUGAAUCUGACAUGCCAGAACAUGAUUUGGAACCGCCAAGAUUCAGCAGAAGGGCUCUCGAAUGUCUUCUUGGCGAUUGGAAGGCGGUGAAGAGUAUGAUUAUGUCGGGCAUGAAGGAAUCGGCGGACAAUCCAUUUUCGGAUCAGCCUUAUGUAACUGUGCAAAGCGGAACCACACUUCUCGAUAAGUUUACACACUGUUUCCUAGUGAAAUGCCAAAUGGUGAUGGAUGUUCUACUUGAAACGUUAAUCAAGGAAAUGAAAAAUCCUGAUCCUAAAGAAGCAGAACUAGCAACUUUUGUUGCUAGAAGAUUUGUCAGGUCUGUAGUGCGGAUAUUUGUCAUCUUUAGUAUUGAAAUUGCUCCGAAUUCUACCAAGAGACGAAGCUUGAGCAACCAAAAUCAACCCCUUAGCAAAUGUAGGAGAGUAUUUCAGUCUUUGAUGAAAUUAUCAAUCGAAGAAUUGUGCGAAACGGCGGACUCCCUCAUAGCCCCAGUGAGGUUAGGAGUCGCCAGACCAACAGCGCCAUUUUCUUUGGCUACAUCGGCUAAUGAUAUUUUGAACGGUUCUCAAGAGUUGUUCUUAGUGGAUCCGUUAGCGCCUUCAUCCUCUCGCCUCCUAAGUCGCCAUUCCAGCAAUGAAUUAUUCCCAAGAGUGGCAGCUGCAGCACGGGAUCUAAUAAAUGACGUCAACGAUGGAGAGAGUAUGGCCAUCGAUAAUGACGAUGACAACGCUUCAGAACACGAAGACGCUUCUGCAGAUCGUAUACUACCCAUGCCUGCUCGUCAAGUAUCAUUGAACGAGAAUGAUCAAGAUCAUCAACCCGCCGAAAAUCAAGAGAAUCGUAUUCAGGGCGAAGAGAGCGAUCCUGAAUUGGACCUUCUGGCAGAAACCGAAUCGGAUAGCGAUGAUAAUCACAGUAAUCAAGAUGCGGCGUCUGCGCAAAGAUCAGUACAGACUGGGGCUACUGCAGGAUCCGAUACAGGCCUGCUGCUCUUCCCCGAAGACGACAGUGCCGAGUCCAGUCAACAGGAGGAAGAAGAGAGUGAAACUGGAGAAACAGAUGAGCAAGACACCGAAGAUUAUACUUUGAAUGAUGAACAGUUGGAAAGGAGAAGAAGCCGUUACAGCAAUGCGGCGGGUCAUGGACAGCGCGCCAAUCUAGCUCCACAAAAUAUGCAGUGGGCAAUACGUAAUAGGGAAACUAACCGAUCAACUGGAGUCAGAAUUGCAGGUGGCACUAAUCUACUCUAUAUUGAUCCAAGUUCUCUUCGAAGAUCAACAGCAGGAGGUUCCUCUAGUAGCACUGAUACUAUAACGAUGUCAACAACCGCCAGCUGCCUAGCACGCGCGUUCGGUAUUGUUAUUCGUCAAAUAGCAGAUCUUUUAUCAACAAUGCCAAACAUGUCUCAAAUAUUGACACCAGUUACUCACAUGGAAAUAUCUCAGGAUGAUAUCUACAAUGUUCAGAUUUACUUAGAAUUCCGUUUGAAAUCAACUUGGGACUGGCUUCUUACAGUUAUGGAUGCAACUGAAGCUCAACUAAAAUUCGGUGCUUCUCUAACUAAUUCUCUAGAUUUACCUAGUACUAGCCACUCUGCAGGGCCAACAGUGAGUGCAAGUGUGAACAUAACAUCGUCUUCUAAUCUAAGAUCUAGAAACCAUUCUAAUUCUAAUGGAACAGGUACUACUGGUUCACGGAUUGUUGGUUUUGCUAAUGUAGAAAAUAGAUCCCGUACUGAAAGAGAUGGUGUUGAUGCUCAUGCAGCCAGGAGAGAAUUUUUGUCCUAUUGUUUAUCCUUAAUGAGGGCGCAUAACAAUGAACACUUGGACUCUUUACCUGUACUGGACGUUUCAGCAUUGAAACAUGUGGCAUAUGUUUUUGACGCGUUGAUUUACUUCAUGCGAUCUGGUUCUUCAGAAGCCGUUGAUACUGAUUUGAGAAGAGAGGGAUUACCUUUGGCCUCUUGGAAUGACCAGGAUGAGAAUGAAAAUGAAGAAGGAGAGGAAGACAUUACUGUUGCAAUUGACACAGAAUCGUUAGAUGAUCAAGAAAUUAGUAACUUGGCAAACAUUACAAAUAACUUGAACAGUUCAUUCCAAGGAAUAUCAGGGAAAGGAAGAAAACAUCCAUUUUUCCAGAGAUCUGAAUCUACUCUUUGCCUCGGUUGUCCUCCGCCAGAUCCUUUCGACACUCCCAUGUCGGAAGCGUUACCUCUAGCCGAUCAACCGCAUCUGUUGCAACCGAACGCCAGACGAGAAGAUCUUUUCGGAAUGCCCAAACAAGUAGUUACUCUAAAUUCCACAGCGACCAACUCUGAUAAUCCCUUGGAAUCGCUUCCGACUAAAUUGAGUCUGUCAACACGUACAACGGAAUAUGCUAUGAGUCAGCCGGCUAAAGCGAAUCAUCCCAUCGCUCAGAAUCUGAACGUAAUGGGUCCAAAUCCGCUCUUUUACCCACAGAAUUUCGUAGGAGAUGAACCAAUGGAUGUCGAUAGGCCUACUACUAGCCGGGAUGUUCAGACUGAUAGUUUAUCAAAUUCUGAGGAGCCAAAAGCUUUGGAGCCAUUUCAAAGUCUAUUAGAUGCCGUGAAGAGUGAAACUGGAGACUUGGAAGAAAUACCACAAGAUUUAUCUUGCAAUCGUGAGAAUGCUGAUUUCAGUCAAUCUAGAUCUAAGUCAUUACUUUUAACACCGAAAGAUUCAACAGAACAAAUGGAUAUUCCCACGUCAAGACCUCAAAUCAUUAUGUCGCCCAAAAAAACAUCUAAUGAAGUGUCAAGUUUGGAACAAAUUCCACUCCCAGGGAAUACAUCUUCAUUAUCAUUCGUCAUACCAGGCAAUUCUGAGAGUUCAGAAGACUUCAAUAUGCAAUGCUCUGAUAGUCAAUAUUCGGACUCGCAAAUCCAAUCAGCCAGUUCUUCUAGAAGUCCUAAUACAAGUGUUAUUGUUAGGGUAGGAUCCUCAUCAAAUCAGAAGAUGGGUGUUGACAUGAUAAUGUCUGUAGACAAUCAACAGACUGAAACUUUAGAACAUCAAGAAAUAUCAGCUAAUGUUACAGUUGUGACAACGCCAAGUGUUAAUCCUGAGAUUCCUAGGCCUACCAUAGGCCAGUCUGUAUCUCAUGAUCUACUACUUGGCAGAUGGAGGCUCUCCCUGGACUUGUUCGGGAGGGUCUUCAUGGAAGAUGUGGGUUUAGAACCUGGCUCUGUGGUCUCGGAGCUUGGUGGUUUUCCAGUAAAGGAGGCCAAAUUCAGAAGAGAUAUGGAAAAGUUGAGAAAUAAUCAACAACGAGAUUUAACUUUAUCAAAGAUGGAAAGGGAAAGAACACCAUUACUGGUUCAGACUUUCAAAGAGCUGAAUACUCAGUUCAACAAUUACAAUCGAAGAACUUCGUCUUCUCCCCCUUUAGCUGUGAAUAGAGUUAAAGUUACGUUCAAAGAAGAACCGGGUGAAGGUUCCGGGGUAGCCCGUAGUUUUUAUACUGCGAUCGCAGAAGCCAUAUUAUCACAAGAAAAAUUACCAAACCUAGAGAGUGCUCAAGUUGACAACAAAUACUCUCAAUACACUGUAUUGCAAAGGUUAAGAAGGGACAGGGAUGUACUGAGAAGAAAUGCACAAUUGAGAGGGUCCAAUAGGGUUAUUAGAGACAACCAGAGAAGAGCAUUGAGCAUUGAUGCCAGACCUUUUGUACCUAUUGAACCAGUACCAGAUGCACCUUCGAUGCCUGACAUUUCUGGACCUCCAUCCGGAUCUUCAAAUAACCCACCCAACUCUAAUGCAGCUCCAAGAAAUGAACAUCUCACUGGCCAUCAACAACAACUUGGAGAUAGAUUAUAUCCAAAGGUUCAUAGCUUACAUCCAACAUUUGCUAAUCGAAUAACAGGUAUGCUUUUGGAACUUUCACCUGCCCAACUUCUUCUCCUACUAGCUUCUGAAGAAUCCUUGAGAGCUAAAGUGGAAGAAGCUGUGGAAUUGCUAAUAGCUGAUAGUCAAGCUCGUCGUCAACCGCAUGAGCAAUUGUGUGAUGAACUCUUAGACUUAGAUGUGUUUUCUCUAACAGAUAGGAACAGAAAAAGUGGACAGAAUAGUGGGACUGAAAAUUCUGCCAACGAGGAUUCUGUGCAAGACGACGAAGACAAUGCCCCCCUCUUCUAUUGUCCCGGAAACAGGGGCUUUUAUGCUCCUAGACAGGGAAAACCAUCAUUCGAAAGAUUGAAUGCUUUUAGGAAUGUGGGCAGAUUACUUGGAUUGUGUCUUUUACAGAAUGAACUUUGUCCUAUCUUCCUUACCAGGCACGUGCUGAAAAGUAUUCUAGGAAGACCUAUCAAAUUCCAUGACUUAGCAUUUUUUGAUCCAACCGUUUAUGAAUCACUACGACAAUUGGUUGUUGAUGCUGAAUCUAAAGAAAAUAAUGGAUAUUUCUCAGCAUUAGAUCUGAACUUUAUAAUGGACUUGAGCCCAGAAGAAGGGGGUGGAACAAUUGAAUUAAUGCCUGGUGGAAAGGACAUCGAAGUAACUAAUAGUAACAUUUAUGACUACGUUAGGAAAUACUCCAAAUAUAGGAUGAUCAAAGUUCAGGACAAGGCUUUAGAGGCAAUUCGAACAGGAGUAUUUGAUGUUUUACCUGAAGGAGCCUUAGACGGUCUGACGGCCGAAGACUUGAGACUUCUCUUAAAUGGUGUUGGUGAUAUAAAUGUAUCUGUACUAAUAUCUUACACCUCUUUUAAUGACGAAUCUGGAGAGAGCAGCGAGAGACUGGUGAAGUUCAAGCGGUGGCUGUGGUCCAUAGUGGAAAAAAUGUCCCAUUUAGAAAGACAAGACUUGGUUUAUUUCUGGACUGGUUCCCCAGCUCUCCCAGCUAGUGAGGAUGGUUUUCAGCCAAUGCCAUCAGUAACAAUAAGACCAGCUGACGAUGCACAUUUACCAACCGCAAAUACCUGUAUCUCUAGGUUAUACAUACCCUUGUACAGCAGUCGAACUGUGCUUAGACAAAAACUGCUGUUAGCUAUCAAAACGAAAAAUUUUGGAUUUGUGUGAAAAAACUUGAAGACUCUAAUACUAUUCAUCAUUUCUGAUGGCUGAAUUAUAAAGUUAGGAUAUUUCAUAUUUCUUUGCUUACUUUCAAAAGGAAUGUAGUUUUUUUUGUAAUUGUGAUUGAUGUUAUAUAAAACUAUUUUAUGUAAUAAAAUCAAUAAAGUGAUAUCGGUAUGUAAAUAACGUGUACUAUUAUAAUGUAUUAGAAAACGUAAUGGGUGCUUAUAUUCGAAUUUUCAAAAGUAUUUCAUGUUUUUAUACCCUUUUUGUGAUUUGUUUCAAAAUAUUGUAUGUUAAGGUUUUAUUUGUAAGAGAAAUAUUUUUGGAAAUUUUCAGGAACCGUGUGGGGAUCUUCUUCACCAAAAGAAUGAAUUCUUGUUAUUAAUUUGUAGAUGUAUAUAUAUAUUUUUCGAAUUAUUUGAAGUCGAGCUUGUUUCAACUUAAUAAUUUGGGGUUUUGAUGUGAUAUGUGAUGAAAUUGUUGAACAGGAAAAUUCAUUAUAAUUGAGUAAUUAUAUUGAAACUAGUUACUUAGACUAAGAGUUAUUACCUUUCCUGAAAAACCAACACUUAUGUACUGAAAAACCCAUUCAAGAAUGAAACAGUUUUCUGUUUAUUAUUCAUCUUUCAAAUUGCAGCAACAAUAAUCCUGUAUUUUACACUUUAAUUAAGUUAUUAGCAAGAUCUAAAUUGAAUAAGUUAGCGUGUAAGUUGAAUAAAUCGAUGCAGCCAAAA